UCCCCAAAAGUGGCCAUGGGCCCAGGACGGUCUGCCUGGCAACUUAGCCAAGUGGCUUCUGUUCCGACGUCACCUUCCUCAUCUCCCAGAUGGGGUGACCGUGCUUGUUCCUUCUCAUGUGGGAAGCUCUUCGUGGGCGGCCUUGACUGGAGCACCACCCAAGAGACUCUACGCAGCUACUUUUCCCAGUAUGGAGAAGUUGUAGAUUGUGUGAUCAUGAAAGAUAAAACCACCAACCAGUCUCGAGGCUUUGGGUUUGUCAAAUUUAAAGACCCAAACUGUGUGGGGACGGUGCUGGCCAGCAGACCACACACACUGGACGGCCGGAACAUCGACCCAAAGCCAUGCACACCUCGGGGAAUGCAGCCAGAGAGGACGCGGCCGAAGGAGGGAUGGCAGAAAGGACCCAGGAGCGAUAACAGUAAAUCAAAUAAGAUAUUUGUCGGUGGGAUCCCUCACAAUUGCGGUGAGACAGAGCUCAGGGAAUACUUCAAGAAAUUCGGAGUGGUCACAGAAGUGGUCAUGAUCUACGACGCAGAGAAACAGAGGCCUCGAGGUUUUGGAUUUAUUACUUUCGAGGACGAACAAUCAGUGGACCAGGCUGUCAACAUGCAUUUUCACGACAUCAUGGGCAAAAAAGUGGAAGUUAAGCGGGCCGAGCCGCGGGACAGCAAAAGCCAAGCGCCGGGGCAGCCAGGUGCCAGCCAGUGGGGCAGCCGGGUCGUGCCCAAUGCUGCCAACGGCUGGGCAGGCCAGCCCCCACCCACGUGGCAGCAAGGAUACGGCCCACAAGGAAUGUGGGUGCCAGCAGGCCAGGCAAUCGGUGGCUAUGGGCCGCCGCCUGCGGGAAGAGGAGCCCCCCCGCCGCCCCCGCCCUUCACCUCUUACAUCGUGUCCACCCCUCCCGGAGGGUUCCCCCCUCCGCAGGGCUUCCCACAGGGCUACGGCGCCCCUCCGCAGUUCAGUUUCGGCUACGGGCCCCCGCCUCCACCACCAGAUCAGUUCGCCCCGCCCGGGGUCCCUCCGCCGCCUGCGACUCCAGGGGCAGCCCCGCUGGCCUUCCCACCGCCCCCGUCUCAGGCCGCCCCCGACAUGAGCAAGCCCCCAGCGGCCCAGCCGGACUUCCCCUACAGCCAGUACGGCUACGGACAGGACCUGGCCGGCUUCGGACAGGGCUUCUCGGACCCCAGCCAGCAGCCCCCCUCGUACGGAGGCCCCUCGGUGCCGGGCUCGGGGGGCCCCCCCGCCGGCGGAAGCGGCUUUGGACGGGGCCAGAACCACAACGUACAAGGAUUCCACCCGUACCGACGCUAGCGGGCCGGCGCCCUGCGGACGUCGGGGCGGCCGGGGCCCAGGAUUUAGAACUUGUGAACUCGUGACAAUCACAAACUUGGCAGAAAAAUCGCGGCUCACCGUGGGGGGAGGGGGCGAGAGGCUUCCGCAGGCGGCUGUGGUGUCUGGACGGAAGUUUUUAAACAUAUUUCUUUCUCUAACCCAUCAGCACAAUAAAAAAAAAAAGUCACUGGUUCAACAACA
Messenger RNA from Suricata suricatta (meerkat), 1536 nucleotides. It is a transcript of the gene DAZAP1, whose product is annotated as DAZ associated protein 1. Lineage: Eukaryota; Metazoa; Chordata; Mammalia; Carnivora; Herpestidae. The transcript is spliced from 12 exons. The coding region runs from base 16 to 1314 and encodes 432 amino acids. Gene Ontology annotation, molecular function: RNA binding. Gene Ontology annotation, cellular component: cytoplasm. The record is from RefSeq and is a predicted model, not a curated record.